Messenger RNA from Phragmites australis (common reed), 945 nucleotides. Its product is annotated as BTB/POZ and MATH domain-containing protein 1-like. Gene Ontology annotation, molecular function: protein binding. The coding region runs from base 1 to 945 and encodes 314 amino acids. Lineage: Eukaryota; Viridiplantae; Streptophyta; Magnoliopsida; Poales; Poaceae. The record is from RefSeq and is a predicted model, not a curated record. Gene Ontology annotation, biological process: protein ubiquitination. The transcript has a single exon.
AUGGCGACCACCGCCGUCGCCGCCCGGGGCCCGCGCUCCACCGUCUCCACCAUCGUCAUGCGAGAGGUGCGCGGGCAGCACACGCUUGUCAUCGACGGGUGCGCGCCGUCCAAAGAUCCCCAAGCACCUGUUCUCGUCGUCGCGGACCUUCGAGGCGGCGGGCUACCACUGGCGGAUCAGGUACCACCCCGGCAGCGGCAGCACCUGGUGGCUGAUCAGCAGGCCCUGCAUCUCCCUCUACCUCGAGCUCGACGGCGCCCACGAGCGCACCGACCACCCCGUCGAGGUCAAGUUCAGCCUGCUCGACCGGGCCGGGAGCCCGGUGGCCAGGUACACCCGCGUCGCCGGGGUGUACGUCUUCGGCGGCGAGUCGAGGUGCCACGGGUUCGACGACUUCAUCAAGUGGAGAGAUCUGGAGGAGUCGGGGUGUCUCUUGGCAACCGCUUCUCCGUCCGUUGCGACGUCAGCGUCAUCAAGGAUUGGGUUGAAGACGCCGACGCCGCCAGUGUGCCGCCACCCGACCUGCACGAGCACCUUUACGAUCUCCUCUGGAGGAAACAAGGGGCGGACGUCAUGAUCGACGUGGGCGGGGAGACGUUCCACGUCCACAGGUGGCUGCUGGCGGCGCGGUCUCAGGUCUUCGAGGCCGAGCUGCUCGCCGGAACGAAGGAGGAGGGCGCACCCGGCGUUCAGGGUCGCAUAGAGAUCCAAGGUGUGGAGCCUAGAGUGUUCAGGGCGGUGCUCCGCUUCUUGUACACAGACUCGCUGCCCCGGAUGGAGGAGCGAGACGCCGUCGCGAUGGCCCAGGGCUUGCUUGCCGUGGCGCACAGGUACAAGCUCGAGAGGCUCAAGCCGAUGUGCGAGGAGAUCCUGCGCGAGCGCAUCGGCGUGGACACGGUGGCCGGCACCUUGGCAGUGGCGGAGCAGCUGUUGAAUAAUUUGUGA